Ilex paraguariensis (yerba mate) is the source of this 2214-nucleotide messenger RNA. Lineage: Eukaryota; Viridiplantae; Streptophyta; Magnoliopsida; Aquifoliales; Aquifoliaceae. The record is from the annotation of a GenBank genome assembly.
CCCACAUUGUUUCCCCAAACUACCCUCACUCACGCACACUCUCUCCUCCUGCUCUCUCAUUUUUCUCUCUCUUCUCUAUCUCUCUCAUCUUCUUUCAUGGAGAACCAGACAUGCCAUGGCCACGAACAGCCAGCGACCUCUGGGAGAAGAAGCUUGAAGAGAAAGCUAGAGGAAGACUUUGAAGAAGGUCGCAAGAUCGUGUCUCUUUCUCUCGACGGUCACCAAGAUCUCGUUCGCGAGGUUCGUGAUCAGGUGGAGAUUCUAGAGUCUACUUUCUCUUCGAUUGAAGCAGAUCGGGCCUCCGCCAAGCGCGCUAUUCAUAUUCUCUCUGAACUCGCCAAAAACGAGGAAAUCGUGAAUGUGAUUGUUGAUUGCGGAGCAGUUCCGUCGCUUGUGCGGCAUCUUCAGGCACCUCCGCCUGUGAGAGAAGGAGACAGUGGUCCGAAGCCGUACGAGCAUGAGAUUGAGAAAGGAAGCGCCUUCACACUAGGACUUCUCGGCAUUAAACCAGAGCAUCAACAAACCAUAGUUGAUGCUGGAGCCCUGCCACACCUCGUGGAUUUGCUAAAGAGGGACAGGGAUGGCCAAAACUCUCGAGCAAUUAAUGCUGUCAUAAGGAGAGCAGCUGAUGCAAUUACUAACCUUGCUCAUGAGAAUAGCAUCAUUAAGACUCGUGUUAGGGUUGAAGGCGGUAUCCCUCCCCUUGUUGAAUUGCUGGAGUUCAUUGAUACAAAGGUGCAGAAAGCAGCUGCAGGGGCCCUGCGAACUCUUGCCUUUAAAAAUGAUGAAAACAAAAAUCAGAUUGUGGAAUGCAAUGCUCUACCUACUCUUGUCCUGAUGCUUCGAUCUGAGGAUGCUGCUAUACACUAUGAAGCGGUUGGUGUAAUUGGGAAUCUUGUCCACUCAUCCCCGAACAUUAAGAAAGAAGUUCUUGUUGCUGGAGCUCUACAACCUGUCAUUGGAUUACUUAGUUCCUGCUGUUCAGAGAGCCAAAGGGAAGCUGCUCUGCUACUUGGGCAAUUUGCUGCCACAGAUUCAGAUUGCAAGGUGCACAUUGUCCAAAGAGGUGCUGUGCCGCCAUUGAUUGAGAUGCUUCAGUCACCAGAUGCUCAGCUAAGGGAAAUGUCAGCUUUUGCACUGGGGAGGUUGGCACAGGAUACACACAACCAAGCUGGUAUUGCCCAUAGUGGUGGUAUAACUCCACUACUGAAGCUUCUUGAUUCCAAACAUGGAUCCCUGCAACAUAAUGCUGCUUUUGCUCUUUAUGGUCUUGCAGAUAAUGAGGAUAAUGUUGCAGACCUUAUCAGGGUUGGAGGUGUUCAGAAACUUCAGGAUGGAGAGUUCAUUGUGCAACCAACUAAAGAUUGUGUAGCGAAGACAUUGAAAAGAUUAGAGGAGAAGAUUCAUGGAAGAGUAUUGAGCCAUUUGUUGUACAUGAUGCGGGUUGCAGAGAAAGUUGUUCAAAGACGAGUUGCUUUGGCUCUCGCUCAUCUUUGUUUGCCUGAUGAUCAGAAAACAGUUUUUAUUGAUAGCAAUGGACUAGAUUUGCUUUUGGAGCUUCUGGAAUCAACAAACUUGAAGCACCAACAAGAUGGUUCAGUAGCUUUGCACAAGUUGGCAAACAAAGUGAGCUCACUUUCUCCUGUGGAUGCAGCUCCUCCAUCCCCAAUUCCUCAGGUGUAUUUGGGUGAGCAGUAUGUGAACAAUCCCACUCUAUCUGAUGUCACAUUUUUAAUAGAAGGCAAACGGUUCUACGCUCACAGAAUCUGUCUGCUUGCUUCUUCUGAUGCAUUCAGGGCUAUGUUUGAUGGUGGUUACAGGGAGAAGGAUGCCAAAGAUAUUGAGAUUCCAAAUAUCAGAUGGGAUGUUUUUGAUUUGAUGAUGAGAUACAUAUACACAGGAUCAGUAGAUGUCAAUUUGGACAUUUCACAAGAUCUUCUGAGAGCUGCUGAUCAGUAUCUUUUAGAGGGGCUUAAGCGUCUUUGCGAAUAUGCCAUUUCACGAGAUAUUACGGUGGAAAAUGUUUCGCUUGUGUAUGAGUUAUCAGAGGCCUUUAAUGCCAUGUCAUUAAAGCAUGCAUGCAUUCUGUUCAUAUUGGAGAAGUUUGACAAAUUAAGUGCUAUGCCAUGGUACUCCCAUUUGAUCCAACGGAUUUUACCAGAGACGCGCAAUUAUUUUGUACGGACACUUACAAGGCCUGACUUGCGGGUGUAG